Molecule: messenger RNA, 993 nt
Organism: Labrus mixtus (cuckoo wrasse)
Lineage: Eukaryota; Metazoa; Chordata; Actinopteri; Labriformes; Labridae
Gene: ier3ip1
Product: immediate early response 3 interacting protein 1
Exons: 2
Coding region: 206-433 (75 amino acids)
Biological process (GO): endoplasmic reticulum to Golgi vesicle-mediated transport
Cellular component (GO): Golgi membrane; endoplasmic reticulum membrane; COPII-coated ER to Golgi transport vesicle
Source: RefSeq, a predicted model, not a curated record
AUGUAUAAAUAAACAUUAGGAUAUGACCAAAAUAAAAUCAUUUGGUGAUAUUGUUCACAAGCGAAAAAACGGGAUAUGGAUUCAUUAAUUAUAAGGUUCUUUUACUGAGGUUUUUCAGGUCCCCUGCUUCUUUUGCACCACCGUUGCGGUAUCUGCAUCUCUGGGAGUGGAGAAAGAAGCAGUGGGAGAAUCAGACAUUGCCAGCAUGGCGUUUACACUGUAUUCACUUCACCACACUGCAGUUCUUUGCACUAAUGCAAUCGCUGUGUUGCACGAGGAAAGGUUUCUCUGCAAGAUCGGAUGGGGCGCUGACCAGAGAGUUGGAGGUUUUGGGGACGAUCCAAGAAUUAAAGCCCAGGUCCUCAAUCUAAUCCGUUCAGUCCGGACUGUCAUGAGAGGUCAGAAAUCUGUUUUCUUAUGUCCACAGAAAUGAAAGAUUCCAAACAUAAUGGACAUGUUUAUUUAUUAUGUCAUAUUUUGUAAGAAUGACCUGUCCUUUGAAAACUUCAGACAGUGAUGAAACAUGAAUGAACACCGUCAGUGUGUAGUAUUAGUAGUAUUUUUCUGCUUUUUAAAGGGUAAACAAACUUUUCAAUGGAGUCCCUUUUUAGAUUUAAUUUACUAUAUCGCCCUUUCUGAACAUGAAAUACAUACUUUUUUAUUAUUAAUAAAAUUCAUCAUAUAUUCAAAAUUGGUAAUGAUAUCAAUAAGUAACCAGAAGUCUCUAAUUCCAUGUCUAAUAAUUAAUUAAUCUAAAAUUGUGCAAUUUAUUCACUGAUUUAUUUUCUCUCUUUUUGAUUUCCACAGUGCCUUUAAUAAUAGUGAAUUCUGGGUGGGGGUGGCAGGUGUGGGAUAUAUGGGGCGAAGUCUUUUCUUUGCCCCCUUCAAUUCCAUUUCUCUUUGUUUAUUUGUAUAUUCUCUGUGUUGUGGUAAACCAGGGGAGAGAGACAGAUUUCAUUCCAUUUCAGUCAUUGCUUCCAAUUGAUGUAGAAA